UGCCUGUAAAUAAGCCCUGAUUUUCUUUCAUUAACUGAAUCUGUAAGAGGCUUGGUUAUGGUAUCAGAUAGUGUUCACCAUUCUGUGUAUAGACUUGGCUAGACUUGGGGUGAAAACAAUCCUGACAUAAUGUUCUAUACGUAUUUUAACAAAUGUACCAAUUUUACUUUUAAGUAGGGAAUAUACAGUUAAUGAAAUAACUAUGACAGUUUAGAAGGAUCAUUUUCAAAUGUCCCAUUCCAAAGGAUUAAUUCUUUCAUAAAGUUUUAAAACUUUCUUAAACAUAAAGAUUUAAAAUUGUCUUAGUGUUGUCUAGUAACUGACAGGCUAGCUUAUCAAUCAUGGAAACUCCAAAAAAAAAUGCUGGGGAUAUUAGAAACAGAAUAUAUUGGAACGAAGAUUAGAAGAAAAACAAUUUGGAAUCUUAACGGUGGAAAAGAGAACAGAAUUAUGAGACUUCUUCCAUUUUGUUUGUACGUGCAGUACUCUAAGAAACAUGAUGGUACAUGAUCUUUCUUUAGUUGCCUCAUAUGAAACAUUUUCUGAUUCCGAAGAUUCUGGAAAUGUUUUCAGAAUCUGCAAGUGAAGCUUCGUAUAUUACUGCUGUAUUACUUAAAUAUUGCUUUGUCAAGGCACAAUGUGAAGAAUGUGAUUAGCUAUGUUACAGCCGUUCAUGUGCUUUGAGUUUUGAAAGAAUGAGUGAGGAUUCUCCCCCUCCCCUCAAAUGCCACCAAAUUUGAUUGUAUUCAGAGCUUAAUAUGAUUACUGGGGUAGUUAGAAGUGAAGAUGCAGGCAAUAGAGAUUUUGUGUACUUAUUAAAUAUCAUAAAACUAUCAAAUUUGAUAAUAAGCAAUUAAGUAAGAACAAAUACUGGGGGGAAUUUUUUUUCUUUCAAACAACAGGAAUUCUUGGAUUUAUUUUCAGAUUGUUGAAAGGCAGAUUAAAUUUGGUCUUUCUCACCUCUCAUCAGUGAUUUUAUUCCACUUACAGAAUAUGCCUGGUAAACUAAACCUAAUUAAUACCAUAGUUUUUCGAAAACUGAACUAAAAUGAUUUUUUCCAGCUUUUUGAAGUAACUUGCUUCUGUAUUAUAUUAGCUUGUGAUGACUGCAGUUUGUAGGAGAUUUUAUUACUGUCUUUGCCCAUAAAAAUCAAAUGGUUUUAUUUAGAAGUAAUGGGAAAUGUUAUAGUUUGGUUAUCAACACAAGCUAUGAAGUCACUUGAAAGAAGUCAUCAUUACUUUAUUUGGGGGGGAGAAAAGGACUUUCAUCUUAAAUAUUUAUCUUUAAACCAAAAUUCUUAUUUUAACCCCCUUUUGUAAUAUUAACUGCUAAUGUUAUCAUUUGUGUGUAACAAGGAAGAUUGUGUAGGAUACUUAUGGAGUGAUGAACAUUAUAUUUUUCUAUGUGUUGUGGUUCUUUCAACCUUAAAAUCUUGAUACCUAAAAGUGUGAUGAAGAUGGAUUUAAGAAUCUGAUAACUACUAUGUGUAGAUAGGAGGAAAGAAGGAAAGAGAGAAACAGAGUGAAUCUUAUUUACUUGGGAAGAAAUUAUAAGAUUAUUAGAAAAAUGUUUUUGUAUGCAAACCUUUUCCUUGAAUUAAGUUUUCCCUCCUUUUAGGUACUUUCAGAGCCUCAAACAAAUCAAUAUUAUUCUCAGUUGGGUUGCAUCUUGCUGAGUAGCAUGGGUGUUCAGAAUAGAAAUGAGAUGCUAAUGUAACUGUGUGCAAGACUGAGUUCUUUAUACUUGCAUUAUAUACUCUUUUGCAUUAAGAACAGAUUCAGAAGUUUGAGUGAAGCAUCUUGUUGAACUGUUCUUUAUUGUGGACUGUUCUAUAUUGUGGGUGAACUACGUUGGGCUUAGGUUCUACAGGGCAACAUUUCUCUACAAUACAAGAUUAAAUACAAAAUUACCCAAAACUUCCCUUGUUUGCACAUACACAGACUGACUUUCUGGCCCAGUUCGUCUUUCUUAAACUGCUUCUUCACAGCAGAAUAUCUUAAAGAAGAAUAACUAAGAAUUUCCCUUCCAUCAUGCCUAGGACUGCUCUGCAGGUUGCUAGAAUUUGUCAUUUGAUUUUUCCCAUGGGGCAAAAUUCUUUUUGUGAUGUGCAGAGAUAUAUUGCAAUAGCUUAUCCAUUUCUCAUGAUGCCCAGAAGAAAAUGUGUUUGUGCUCAUAUUUUAUUUGACGUGAUUUUGUGAGGUGAUGACAGGCCAGUUUCAUGUUUCCCUUUCAGAACAUGCCUGAGGAGCAAGGCAUAGCCAUGAAGUAGGCCUAGGUACAGUUUUGCCCAGAUAGAGUACUGCGUUUGUAUGCAAAAAUAAAGUGAAGGGCUGCUAAAGAGUUUUUAGUUUAAAACUACAGAAACAAAAAAGCAUCUCUGGUGUUUGAGCACUUCCUUGAUUAAGCAGCUUUGAGUGUGUAGGGGAGAGGGUUUUUGAUUAACAAUAUCUUAACUAUACGGUCUUAGUUUCUGUGGGCUUGUAAGGAACCUGACUCCUCUGUGCCCCACGUACUUGCAAUCCCUGUUGAGUUUUGGGGGAGUCACAUAUGGUGAAAAAAAUCUUAGCUUGGGUGAAAAUCAGAUACUUUAAAUCUAUUUUAGAUUAGGCUGGUUGUAGCUUUGACCUUUGCAAUUUGUCAAAAUGUACUUUGCUUUGAAUUGUAUUUUUGGAAAGCAGGCCGUCAGCCUCAGAUCUGUAGUGUCACAAGCAGAACGUGGUAGGAACUGUGAGAAUGCUCUGUCUCGAUGGAGACACCAGUUAGCAUAAUAUGUGCUUGUUUCAUAUAAAGUUUAAACUCUAGAGAUGAAUAUUGUCAGCCUAUUUGUCUGAGUUUACUUUCUUUAAAGACUUCAGAAUUCAACAGAAUGUCAGAAAGUUGAAUCAUUACUAAAUAGAGGACAACAGUAGAAGCUAUCCUGAAAGGUUGAGUACAUCAGAAAGAUGAAACCUAAAGUUCUGUUCUUGCUUAUUUCUGUGUUGUCAGCAAAUUCCUGAAAGGCUCCACAGGCUUUAACUAAUUGAUCUCCUUUAGUGGGUGACAACUUGCUGCUGCAAUCAAGUACUUGAGUCAUGCUCAUUUUGUUCUGUUGACAUUAUAUACUUUCAUGGAGAUAUGAGGGAGAUUUCAGUUUUAAGUAGGCAGUUGUUCAAGAUCCCCUACAAGUCAAACUCUCCCUGCCUCGAAUCACAUCAUUAAAGUUCAGAAUUCAGGUUUUGGAAUUAAAUCACCUGAAUUUGUCCCAUUGGUGCAUAUACAUUGUUAGUCAGCUUAUGAAUCCAUCUAAAACAGUGGAACUUGAGUUCGCAUGUUCUGGCUCAGUAAGUGUUGAAUGGAGCAUUGAAUGCCUGUGCAUUAACAUUUAAGGGUCUGAUAUAGAGACAGCAAAAAUCCUUAAUUAAGCCAAUAAUUCUGUUUGUGAGCUCUGGAAUUUGGAGUUUAAUUAGUAUGCUGUAAGUAAAUUAUGGGAUCAUACACUUCAAAGCUUGAUGAAGAAUAGAAUUAAUGUAAGCGUUUUUGUUUUCUGUAUGAGGCAAGACAGAAAAGAGUUGCAUAGGCAACUUCUGGCUUUUCUCAACUUCUGAGUUCUUGAACUUUGAGCCCUGAUGAAAUUUUUUGAUAUGUUUCCUUAUGUAAACAACUCAGAAAAAGGGUAUAAAACCAUGUUUCACAUUAUACUGCUGUUUAAGAGGAAAAGUAAAUGAUUAGAAGUUGUUUCAGAAGUUGUCUUUGAUAGUUUUAGUGAUCAUUUUACAAGUUGGGGGAAAGUAAAAUUGCUAGUGGAACAAGCAGAUUUCAGAAGUAAAACCUCAAAAUUCGAACCAAUGUUAUACAGAAAAUGUUUUCAAUUUUUAAUAUUCUUUCUUGUGAUUUCUCAUUAUUACUGAUACAGUGUUGCAUAAACCAUUCUUGUUUUGUCUGUUACUCAGAAAUAAAAACUACAUCACAAUAACAAAUCACUUUUGCUUCUAAUUAACGUAUGUGAUAUCUUGAUAUUUUGAGUUAAAUAUUUUUUUGUGUUAUAGUGAAAAAGUUUUGUGAAAUGCAUGGCUCUGUGAGGACUGGGACUAUUUAAUCUGAGCUUCCUCCCUUGUUCUAUACAAACUUUCGAACUCCAGAGGAAGUUUUUCCUGUAUUUAGCGAUGUCCAUGCCUUGGAUUUUAUUUUUCUAAGAAUAUAUGAAUUUUUGCAAUGGCUGCUGUCUCACUUCAGAUGCCCUUUACGUGCUGUACUGAUUAAAACUUUGGCAGUCCUGAAGGGGAUGUGAUGCAUAUGAACAGAAAGAGCCUUACCUGCUGAAGCUUUGUUUCUACAGAAAGUAAGACAAAACCCAACUGUAUUGAAUUUAUUGAAUAUAACUCUAACCUCUGAAGAACUGAGUAGGGAACUCGGUUUCUUGAGUAGGACCUAUAGUCUGCAUAAGUUACUAUAAAACAGUGCUUAUCGAGUUUUUAUUUUUUCAAGGAUUGGGAAAUCAAGGCUUGUCUAGAAGUACUUUUUAUUUAAAUUCAGCCAAUGCAUUUUCAUCUCAGGUACUUCAUGUUUCACUUAAUGUAAUUCAGGCUUAGACAGAAUGGUAACAUAUACUUUAUUAUGCAUGUUGUGUUUCUAUUAAUGAUGUGCAUUUGUAGCAAAACAAUUGGUUAUUAUUUUGGAAAAAAGUGUUUAAUCAAUGAGUGAAAAAAUACAUGAAUUUCACACACAGAAAUGAGAUUUCUUUCACUUCACACAGCUGAGGAAUAUAUAGAAUAGAGCUGUUUCCAUAUAUAGAAACUGAAUUCUGUGUUGUUUUAGAAUUUUCCACUGAGAAAGUAAGGGAAACAACAGAUUUAAUGCACUUAAAAAUUAAAAGAACAGAUGUAGGAGUCUGUGCAAGUCUGAAAUUUAUUAAGUCUUUAAGUUGUGUGGAAAAUUAAUGCUUUUAUAUGAGGCAAGUAUUUAUGCUGUAUUGAGAUUAAACUUUUUUUUAUGUGGUCUGAAGGAGAAGGGUAAGAUCUCUGUGAUGCCUUGUAGCAAAUAAAUUGUAUUUGCCCCCCUGAUAAUUAAGUAAAGAAAGUCUGAAAGCAGAGGUCAGUCCCUUUCUCUCUUAUUAAUUGCUUCUUCCUCCUCUGCGGUGCUUUGAGAUUUAAGUGAAAUGUACGAAUGUUGUACAACAUUAAACAUUAUAUACAAAAGACCUUUUUGCUCCUUUCUUUAAUCAAGGCCUUGUGCUUUCUUUCCAUUCAGACCAUAAUGGGUUGAUUUAAUCUUUCUAUUUAUGUAGAGGGUUAACUGCAUUAUAAAGGAUUGCUUUAUCUUAACUUAAAUUGAGAUGAUAUAGUGGUAUCUUUUAACGAAAGAAAGCUGUUACUGUUAUUGAAAAUGGCACAGUAGAGGUGGUGAGGGUGGUAGCUGCAAAGAUCUCAGAGAGCUGCCUACUUGGUCAUAUAAAUUUAAAGUAUGUUUCAUCCCCAGUCAGAAACUAAUCUCUCUGCGGUUGAUUUGAAGCCACAGGUCCAGCCUUAAUGAGUUGCAAGAUCCAAGAUGGAGUAAUAGGAAAAAAAAGUGGUGUAAGACUACUGUUUGACUGUGUAUGUGUGUGUGCUUGCAUCUUCUAGUGCUGAAGUGGUCUUUUCUGAGCUGAAAAUAGGAGUGGGAAUCUUAAGUCAAAGAUCCUCCAAUUGUAGGUAGGGUGGACAAAAAGGAUUUUUAUUUUUUCAGUCGUACAUUUUCCAAUUGGUCUCCAUUUGUUUAUUCUGAAAGCUUGAUUUAGCUUUUUUUGUUUCAACUUGUGCUGCAUAUGUUAAAACUGCACGGAAUAAGAAUUUUUAUUUAUUUAUUUAUUUUUAAGAUGGAACUUAGAAUUAUAACAAUGUUUCUUUUCGUACUAGUGGAGUUUAUUAGAUGCCUAAAUUUGGAUUAUUACUUGAAGAAAAAUAUGGUCUUACUCAGCUUAUUUUAAUUAAUAGUAACUUGGGGUAUUUCAACAAAGGGGAUUUUUCUCCUUAAUAUUUAGAAAGUAACUUUACUACCUGGAAAGUAUUUGUACAGGACGUUUUUCUGUGUUUGUGCUUUUUUGAUGCCUUUUUUUUUUUUAAUGAAUGUGACUGUAGAGUUCUCUUGACUUGUUUCUUAGGUUUUUCAUCUCUUCUUGUCAAAAAGAGAGUAUCCUAUAUUGUGCUUAAGAAGAGCAUAGUUGUCAUUGCCAGUCUUACAUCUUGGUUGGUGCUAUAGUGUACAAAUGCUACUUCAUCCAGAUUUCAAACUACAACUCAUUUUCUUACCAGCUGAACUGGGCAGGCAAAUGUGAUUUUUAUUACAAAUUAGCAGCUCUUAAUUUUGAGAGAGCAGCAACAUAAAAAGUAGGUUUAUACUGGCAAGAAGUGUAGUGAACUUCUGUGAUGGUAGUGUUUCUGUUAACUUUCCUGGAUUUUCCUCUUGCCCCUCUUGCCCCUCGUUUCUUUCCUUUUGAGUAUUUUUGAGGAUGGAGGCACUCAUGUACAUGCACUAACUGGGAGGUGUGUUUCUGUAUUGCCCUUUCAGUAUGUCUGGUGGUUUGUGAAGUUGAUUGGUGAUGCUGAUUUGGUUUGAGAAGCUGAAAGUUUGUUUUGAUAAUGUGUGAAAGAUAAUGCACAGCACCUCUUUUAUGUUCUCAUCAAAAUAUCUGUGGGCAUGUGGCCCUUUUCAGCAGGUUUUGUUCUUAUUUCAGUAGUUCUCUAUUUCUACAAGAAGAGAAACACCAUCUUGAAGUAGCUCAAAUUGAAAAGAUAAACUUUUAAAGGAAAAUCAUCACCAAUACAAGCCAACAAAUUAUAAUGUUCAGCUGUUGCAUAUCUCAGUAUUUUCAUUCCUUCUUUGAGAAGGAUUCAAAGACUUUCUCACAAUCAUAUUAUUUGUCAUUAAUAUUAAAAGAACAGUCAGAUUAAUGCUGACCAGAAAAUCACUUUGAGAGAAUAUUCUGGUUGAUUUUUUUCUUUCUUUCUGGCAUAUGCUUUAAAUAGUCAGAUAGUAUUUCUGAAAUUACUUUUGAUACAUAUCUGGGUUCAAGAAGAAACUGUGUUAAGAAUUAGUUUCUGGUGCCCACAUUUGUAUGAUGGGAUAGGUUCUUUUCAACACAUGUUCUGAUUCAAGUAUUCGUGUAUACUUUUCCAUAAAAAUAAGCAUAGAAGUGUAUUUUUUUACUGGUUAUCCUUCCCUGCCUUCUUUAGUUCUUGCUAUUUUCAUUUCAGACACUAUUUUUGCUCUCAAAUAAGAAGGUGCAGAAUAGGUUCAUUGCCCAAAGCGUUAUAUUGUUGUAGCCAGUGUACAGUUUACUACAGGUAACUUGGCACAGGUCUUUUUAGCAAGUUUGUUUGAAAACUUGUUCCUUUUUACAAAACAUGGUAUUGGUCCUUGAAGCUAAAUGAGAAGCUGGUUAGUAGAGCAUUGUAGUCUUGCAACUUUUCUCUGACUCCUCACAUAGCUAUUUUAAUGUUUAGGAGGAUUGCGUAUAUAUCUUAGAUAAGCAUAAAGUUUUCCCUGUAACCAAGCUGAGGGUACCAGCAUGCCUUACAACAGAGGAGAAUUGUUUUGGUAUAUAUACCUUCUCUCAGGAAGAAGUGGGAUGGAGUUCUACUUGAAAUUCUUGUAUAUCAUCUUGUGGUAAAUCUAACCUUUGCUUAUGAAACUAAACUUAAUUUUUGCUGACAGACAGUUUGGUGCAGGCUGGUAAAAUAACAAGAGAUGAAAAUUGAGCCUGACUGAGCAUUAUUCUCAUUCUUAGUCUGCUUCUGCAUGAAAAAGAAAAGGAAAGAUUUAUGUGCACUUGAUGGAUAUGAUUUCCAACAGAGAAAGCACAACUGCUAUGCAGAACAGGUUUCUUUAGUAGCUUCUGUCAUUUGAUUCAGCAGAAAUGGUUCACUUUUUCUCUCUAUUGAUUUGGCAUGAAUUGAUUUGCUGUUACUUUUGUUUGCUCAUUUUCCCUUCACUGUUCAUGAGGGUCUGAAAGCCAGCUUGGGGCUUUAUUUUUUUUCCUGUGUUUUCUCAGCAUGCUUGAAAUUUUUUUUAGCAGUAUACUAUGUUAUCAAAUGCCUGCUUAAAAGAAAUAGUGGAAGAUGGUACUUGUGCCACUCUUAGCAAGUGUAUGAAAAACUGCAGUGUGCUUUGCUCUGUGUUUUGGUGUUGAUGCCCACCUGUUGGUGAAAGAUUUAACAGGAACGAAUGAGAUGGCUGGUCACUCGCCUCCCCAGAGCUCACUUCUCUCAUGGCAGUGCUGGUCUAAUGACACCCAGCUGAUCUUGAGAUGAUGGUUUCUGGCUUCUGUCCUCAUGUUAGGUAGCUCUGUUUUCAGUUUAGCGUACAGGAUGAAUGUGCCUGUGGUAGCUCAAGAGCAGAUGUGAAGCCCAGUCCAUCCUUGUGUGAGGGUGAUAGAGCUUUGGGCAAAGAUGUUUAUUGUUAGUAACUGGCCUUGGCUAUUGUAGUUAUGCAAUCAUUGUAGUUACAGUACUGUAUAUACACAGAUAAACUGUAAUACAAAUAUGCCAUUUAACACUCCUCACUAAUUUCCCAGAGGAAUAUUACCAAUCAGAUAGAAAUAUUCUGUCCUGCAACCAAAUAUGGGAAAGACGAACAGAACUUACUGCAAGCAUGGAUUAAUAAAGUCCAGAUCUCCAGAUCAAGAAACAUCCUUUUCCAACAGGGGCUAGGAGUGAAGGUAAAUGGUUCCAUUACUGGUUUGCGUAAAGUUAAUUCUAUGGAUGGAUAGUGGUGAAGAAGUCUCUUUCUGUCAGUUUUUUCCUCAUUACUUUACCUCAUUUUUCCACUUAUUAUUAAAGGCAUACUUUGCUUAUUCUUUGCUAGAGGUUAGGGUUUCUCUGUGUAAUACCAGUUCAGCUAUAUUGGCCUUCAGAGAAACAGACAGAAAUUUCCAUGGCUAUUCGAAUCAUAGGAGGUGGAUUUUUAAACAGAUGGUCUAUACUAUCUACACUCUGUUCAAGUUUUUGCCUUGUUAACUUAAAAAUUGGGAGCAUUAAGUAUUUUUGAAUUGUUAUAUGAGUAGAAAGUACUGAGCUUUUAUCUGUUCUUUACCUUGUUCUAGUUCUAUAUGAAGGUGUGUUUAUUCGUACUUGAGGAAAAAAGCAGGUAUUCAAGAGAGGAUGAUAUCAGCUUUCAUAAAAUUCAUACUCAUUUGAAAAUAGUAAUUUGCUUGGUAAUGGAUGAACACUACUAAACUGUAUUUUGUUGUCUUCAAGGUAGUCUGAACUUUCAACAUAAGAGCGUAUAGUGGAAUUUGUAUGAAUUCAUUUUAAGAGUCUUCUUUUUAAAGAGCAAUGUAAUGUAGGAGUUUACUUGAAGAUCAGGAAAGUGAUAAGCCUUACCAUCACCAUAUGCUAGUAGCAACUCUAGUCAGAAAGCUGCCACAGUGUAUUUAAUAAAAUGUUCUGUAAAAAUAAUGAUGGUGUUUGAAAUUGGUAUUUAGUCUCUCUUUUCUUUUAAUGAGUAUAUUAUAUGUAACUCUAUGACUAAAACUACAAGUAGGUGGGAGAAAAUAACUUGAAUCAAUAUUUUCUGUUACUGGUAUAAAGAUAUAACUUCCAACCAUAUAAAGAUUUCAUUGUUGAAGUGAAAAGAGUGGGAACAUGUAUGCAAAAUGACUUCCUGGUAAUUUAUGUCAGAAGGUUUAGGAAUGCUGGAAUAUAUAGAGAUAUUUAGGAAUUUACAAACUACUUCUCAUAUUAUCUGUGUUUCCUUAUGAUGCUGUUAUUGAGAUGUCCUGCCAAAUAAUGGAUGGGUAUUUUCUAGAAAGAGUUUGAGGGACAGUAGGAGAGUGACACUUCAUACUUCUGCAGGUUUCAUUCACUUACUGUAACGAAAAUCUGGUAUUUGUCACACCCCAAGAAUGCAGAAACUUUAUUUGUUUGUUUUAUUUAAAGGUAUUUAUGUAUGAAUAUAAAAAUAAUUGUUAAAAAUGUAAUAAAUUUGAAGCAUGUUACUUGGUUCAUGCGGUGUGAUUCCAAAGAAGCUUGUUACAGUACAACAUUUGCAGCUUAUUCUAGUGUUUGCAUUUUCUUUAUAAGCUGAAUCCUCUUCUUUUUGCAAUAGCAAAACUAGAAUUAAUGAAUCUGUAGUACUGCACUGAAAGUUGGAAUUCCGAAGUGUUUUCAAACAUUGAUUUUCAUGCGAAGUCCAUAAAAAAUGUUAAGUUUAAUAAAAAUUCAGGCAGUACAAAAUAUUUAAAGUCAUAGAACUGAAAGAUAAUUCAGUUUGAAAGAAAUCUCAGGACAUCUCAAGUUCAGCAUCCUUAGCCCUGAAAUCAGACAAGCUUUCUUUAGAGUUUAUAGGGUUGACUCUUGAAAACCUACAAGGAUAGAGAUUACACAACUCUGGGGAAUGUGUUCUGAUGCCUGACGGGUCUCAUAGUGGAAAAGCUCUUCGUUUUGUAAAGUUGAGCUUAUAAAUCACCAGAUCUGUAUUUUUCAUGAUUGUUCCGCCCCUGUCAAUGUUAUUCUCUUCACUGUAGCUCCAUACACAGCUGCGCCAAAUGUUUUGAAGUAAGAUAUGCUUGGCUGGAAGUUGCAAAUGAUGCAGUUCUUACUGUGAUUCUGUGUAAAUAUUAUAUGUAUUCUAAUUAUCUCUAGACUUUUCAAGGGAAAAAAAUUAAAUCAAGUUAAAUGCUAUACUAUUUCACUUUAUGAAAACAAAUGAACAGAUUAAUAUCUCUUUUAGGAAAGUUUAAGCUAUCUGAAGCACUAUUGAUUAAUAAUACCAGACAAAAUUUACUGAUGAUAUUUUUAUUAAAAAGUUGGCAAUUCUUGGCAUAAUUGUAAGUUGCAUUGUGCUGUAUAUUUGUAGUAUGGUGUUUUUUGUCUCAAUCCUUAAGUGUUAAUGCUGUUUUAUUUUGGUAGUAGUAUUUUUUUGGCAGAAUUUUUUCAUGACAUUUGUCUCAGGAAAUGAGUGUAUCUAAUCUGGAAGUGUGAAAUAGAUAAGAAAUGAUUGAAGGCCAUGUAAAUAUAGAUGAUCACUUUUGCUUUUCUACUUUUGCAUACAAUGCACUGACAUAAGUGUUUGACUGCUAGUCAUUGCAACCAUUUUGCAGCAUCUAAUUAGAUUUCACAAACUGCUACUUUUAGCUUUCAAAAUUUUUCAUAAAUUUAGUGCCAGUGUAAUAGCAGUAUGUGAGCACAUGACUGACUCCAAAGAUAAGAAGCCUGUAAAGCUUUAGCUUUGUAUCUGUUCAUUAAUACUUCAUGUUUUGACUAAUAUGUUGGUGGUAGUUUUUUUUUUUCACUUCAAUAUGAGGUAUACAUAUUUAGGUUUGAUUAUUUUUAAUAGCACAAAGAGGAUCAUGGUAUUUAAUGGAUAGUAAUGGAUAGUAAUUCCUGAUACUGUUAGUCAGGAUGCCUAUGUUUUAUCAAUCUGCAUAAUUUUAAGGAUUUGGAAAUGAGCUUGAGUUGAAAGUUGAUAAGCCAAACUUUCAUUUUGACUCUUUAGUCUGCAUUAAUAUUUCAUUAUUUUUCUGGGUCUGAUUAUUCUCCUGCUUUCAGUCAGUGUUCCAAAUAUUACUGCUUACAGUAACCAAGCUUUGCAGUGCAUUAAUGUGUUCCAGAGCAUGAUUAUAGUUACAAAUACCUGCCAGAAACAUUUCCAGAUGUAUUUCUAGUUAGACUUCUUAAAUGCACAGUACAGCAGAUGGCACUGGAAGAGCACAUCUAUGCAAGACUUCAAUGAUGCUGUAAUUCUUGUGAUAUAGAAAAUACUUGUGAAGCUGCUGCAUUGCUGAGAGUUCUGAUGAAAUUCAGCAACUCAUUUUAAUGUAUUCCAGGAAGUGAUGCAUGCUGAGCUCUUCUGUUUGAACUUCUGUGGAUGCAGACAGUGAAAAAUUUUAUACUUGCAAGAGAUGGCUCUUGAAGUUAAAUGAGGGCUGGAUAAAACACAUAAAUGAAGCAGAAGCUGCUCUGCAUGUGUUAGGGCUAUAUCACCACAAGCACUGCUGAUCAGCCAGACGUGGUAACUUGUCAUAAUGAAGAAAAUUAGUCUCAAAACAAUUCGCAAGUCCUUUAACUUAAAUAAAAGUAAAGAUGAAAGUGACUUUGUAGUGGUUCAACAGCCAUCUUUAAGUGAAUUUGGAAAAGAUGACUCCCUGUUUGGCAGCUGCUAUGGUAAAGAUUUGGCUAGCUGUGAAGUCAAUAGUGAAGAUGAAAAAGGAGGCAAAAAUAGAUCAAAAAGUGAAAGUUUAAUGGGUACGUUAAAAAGGAGGCUUUCAGCAAAACAAAAGCAAAAAGGCAAAGGCAGCACACCAUCUGGAAGUUCUGCAGAUGAUGACACCUUUUCUUCGUCAUCUGCUCCAAUAACUUUCAAAGAUGUGCGAGCUCAAAGACCUCUGAGAUCCACUUCCCUCCGUAAUCAUCAUUACAGUCCAACUCCAUGGCCCCUUCGACCUACAAAUUCAGAAGAGACUUGCAUAAAAAUGGAAGUGAAAGUCAAGGCCUUGGUCCAUUCCUCUAAUCCAGGCCCAGCACUGAAUGGUGUUCGAAAGGACUUCCAUGACUUGCAGUCAGAAAACGUGUUCCAGGAACAAAACAAUGCAUUAAAAAAUACGGAAUCUCAGAAUGGGGACUUGCAUCUUCAUAUUGAUGAACAUGUGCCUGUAGUUAUUGGAUUAAUGCCUCAGGACUACAUUCAGUAUACUGUGCCUUUAGAUGAGGGAAUGUAUCCUUUGGAAGGAUCACGUAGUUACUGUCUGGAUAGUUCCUCACCCAUGGAAGUUUCAACUGUUUCUUCUCAAGUGGGAGGAAAUGCUUUCCAUGAAGAAGAGAGUCAAGUGGAUCAGGAUGUAGUAGUUGCACCGGAUAUCUUUGUGGACCAGACAGUGAAUGGUUUGUUGAUUGGUACCACAGGAGUCAUGUUGCAAAGUCCAAGAGUUAAUCACAGUGAUGUCCCUCCACUUUCACCUUUGCUACCUCCAAUGCAGAAUAAUCAAAUCCAAAGGAACUUUAAUGGAUUGAAUGGCACUGAUGCCCAUGUGGCCGAAAGUAUGCGCUGCCAUUUGAAUUUUGAUCCUAACACUGCCCCUGGAGUUGGAAGAGUUUAUGAUUCUGUACAGAACAGUGGUCCUAUGGUUGUGACAAGUCUCACAGAAGAACUGAAAAAACUUGCAAAACAAGGAUGGUACUGGGGCCCCAUUACGCGUUGGGAGGCAGAGGGAAAAUUAGCUAAUGUGCCUGAUGGCUCAUUUCUUGUUCGAGACAGUUCUGAUGACCGUUAUCUUUUAAGUUUGAGUUUUCGUUCCCAUGGGAAAACACUUCACACUAGAAUUGAACAUUCAAAUGGUAGGUUUAGCUUUUAUGAACAACCAGAUGUGGAGGGGCAUACGUCUAUAGUUGACCUAAUUGAACAUUCGAUCAGGGACUCUGAAAAUGGAGCUUUCUGCUAUUCAAGAUCCCGAUUGCCUGGAUCUGCAACUUAUCCAGUGAGACUAACAAAUCCAGUAUCUCGGUUUAUGCAGGUGCGUUCUUUACAAUACCUGUGUCGUUUUGUAAUACGUCAGUACACCAGAAUAGACCUGAUUCAGAAACUGCCUUUGCCAAACAAAAUGAAGGAUUAUUUACAGGAAAAGCACUACUGAAAGCUUAUGGGAAUCUUGCAUCUUGCACUUUGGGAACAACAACAACAAAAGAGAUUGAAUUACAGUUUACAAACUUUCAUUAUUAUCAAAAUCUUUUGCUGCCAUAACAAUAUUUCAUUUUUGUGUGUAAAAGAAAGGUAAUGCAUUUGGAUUUAUGUUUGUUUUGGGUGGGGGGGUUGUGUAUUUUGGGGGCCUUUUUUUUUUUUUUUUUGUAAAGAAUGAUCUCAACUUUAUUUUUAGAAGUGUGAAAUAGCUAUCUUUCAUCAAUGUGCAGAUUAAUCACAAUGUGAAUGAUCAAAUUAUCCUUAAUUUCCCCCAAGUCCUUUGCUGCUAUCCACUGUGAUUUUUAUGCAUUGAAAGCACAUUUCAUGUGUAUUCAACCAUAAGUAAAAGUCAAUGAAACUUGUUCAAUGGAUUUUUAUUCCUUUAAAAUAGCCUGUUUGAAAAAGAUGAUCAUGGUUAAAACAUUGGUGUUCUAAAUUAAAGAAUUUACAUCUAUCCUAAAAAUGAUUUCUUAGUUUCCUAAUUAUAAAUUUCUAAUAUGGAAGAGCUGUGUGAUAAAGACAUGCUUAUGCAGCAGAUAUCUUAAAAACAAACAAAAAACCCCAAACCUAAUAAAGAACAAAACAUCUUUCUUUUAAGCCUUGUAUUGUCUGUACACUACUUUGUGUUUGAGAAAGUUGGUUUGGCUUUCUUACUGUCUCAGUAUUUUGUUCUUCUAAAAAUGGCCUUUUAAAAAAAGAAGUGUGUGAGCAUCAAUUCAUCAUACCUAUGAGGAAGUUGCAGUAUCGGGUUGACAUCAAAUAUCUUUAAAUGCCAUCAGUUAAACGAGCAAACUCCUACCAGGACCCCUCUUUCUGUUGUUCACCCUCUUACCUCCCUUUGGGCAAAAAUAUGCCCUGAAAUUGUAGGAAGACUCUAGGAAAAGCUUUUACUGAAAUACGAACUAAUAAACCAUUUCAGGGAUUGGGUAAAACUUCUAAUAGGAGGAUUUCUACAAUAUUUAUUAAAAAUACUAGGAGUUUCAGGAUUUUCCAUUUUUCUGUAAAGGAAAAAAUAGGACUAAUAAUAUUUUGGAUGAAAGUUGCUUGAAAUGAAUCUCUAAAGCUCUAUUCUCAUAGGCCUCAAUAUUCUGGGGAGGGGAGGUUUGAAUAUAUAAUGACCACAGAAAAUAUUUCAGUUAACUGUCAUGAAAUAUGUUUUGACAUAUGAAAUAUUGAAUCCAUUAAGUAAAUUUUUAUGAUAUCUGUCGAAGAUUCUGGCAUUUGAAAAGCUUGUAGUUAUUCUGACAUUUGAUAGGGAAAAAUACUUUUAGUUGGGAAUACAGGUUCCACACUGCAAUCAUUCAUUCUUGCAAUGUUAAUCCAUGGCAUUUUUUGUUUCCUUUUCUUUUUUUCUUUUUUUAAUUUUUUUUUUACUCCUCCUCCUUGCCCAUGAUUCUGUCCCUUUUAUGUUAAAGGGAUCAUGGCUAACAGACUUGGGAGGGAGGCUUACUCUGCCCACCUCCCUCUGUCCCUAGAUUUUAGUAUUUCAGAGUGUCAUCUUCCACAUCUCUAGCAGGAGUUGCUAGUUAGCAAACAUCACCAUAGAAAGGGCUGUUUAUCUUUGAUACAGCUUUCUUUUUUUAGGUCAUUUUCUUCUUUUUGUUUUAUCUAGCCUUUUGCCCCCUGAAGUGAGUAUUUAGUAAUGAAUACACUAUUGCUGCAAGGUGGUGUAAUAGCACUACAUCUUGGGUUGCCUGAAUUGAUAGACAAAAUUUAUAUUUUUUUAAUUUAUUUUUUGACCAUAAUGUUUAACAAAAAAGUAAAAAAAAAAAAAACAAAAAACAAAAAGCAAAAAAAAAAAAUUACAAA
Messenger RNA from Lagopus muta (rock ptarmigan), 15436 nucleotides. RefSeq names its product suppressor of cytokine signaling 6 (gene SOCS6). The transcript has 2 exons. The record is from RefSeq and is a predicted model, not a curated record. Lineage: Eukaryota; Metazoa; Chordata; Aves; Galliformes; Phasianidae. Gene Ontology annotation, biological process: protein ubiquitination; intracellular signal transduction; regulation of growth. Gene Ontology annotation, cellular component: phosphatidylinositol 3-kinase complex. Bases 11979 to 13583 code for a protein of 534 amino acids. Gene Ontology annotation, molecular function: 1-phosphatidylinositol-3-kinase regulator activity.